Molecule: messenger RNA, 1123 nt
Organism: Diabrotica balteata
Lineage: Eukaryota; Metazoa; Arthropoda; Insecta; Coleoptera; Chrysomelidae
Source: the annotation of a GenBank genome assembly
AGUUCAAUGUCAUUAAUAAAUUAAGACCACAAAAACCAGCAGUUAUUUUAAUUAUUUAGGUGUUUAUUGAGUGGUUGAUUAUUUUUGUAAUUUAAGUAUAUUGUGUAAUGGAUUCGGGAGAGAGCCAGGUGCUGCCUUUGGUGCUAGGCGUUGGUGUAAUAGUUACAUCAUUUGUGAUAUAUAAAUUCUUUUAUUCGUCUCCAGAUGCACCCAGCAAAGAAACUAAAAGUAAAAGUAAAAAAAUUCUCCUGAAAGAUCCACAGACGAAAUACCAACUGCCAUUAAUAGAGAAAACUAUUAUCAGCCAUGAUACAAGAAACUUCAGGUUUGGUCUACCAGAAAAGGAUAUGGUGCUUGGUCUUCCUAUUGGUCAACAUAUUAUACUGUCGGCCAAAAUCAACGAUGAGUUAGUUAUAAGAUCAUACACUCCUGUGUCAUCAGAUGACGAUCAAGGAUACGUUGAUUUAGUUAUUAAGGUAUAUUUCAAAAAUGUUCAUCCCAAAUUUCCAGAUGGUGGCAAAAUGACUCAACAUUUAGAAUCCCUCAAAAUUGGUGACACUAUCGAUGUACGAGGUCCGGCGGGAAGAAUUGAGUACCUUGGUCAUGGUAAAUUUACAGUGAAGAAACUUAGAAAAGAUCCACCAGAGGAAAUAAAAGUGAAGAAAGUUAAUCUCAUCGCUGGAGGUGUAGGAAUAACUCCAAUCUUACAGUUGAUCAGACACAUCCUCAAAGACCCCAGUGACACAACAGAAUGUGCAUUAUUGUUUGCAAAUCAAACAGAAGACGAUAUUUUGUUAAGACCAGAAUUAGAAGAAGCAGUGAAGAGUAGACCUAAUAGUUUUAAGUUGUGGUAUACUCUGGAUAGGCCCCAACCAGAUUGGAAAUAUAGUUCCGGUUUCAUCAACGAAGAAAUGUUAAAAGAACACUUGUUUCCCUCUUCUGAUGAUGCUUUAGUCCUCAUGUGUGGUCCCCCGCCAAUGAUAAACUUUGCGUGUACUCCAAAUUUGGAGAAACUUGGCCACCCCAAACAGAGGCUGCUUGCUUAUUAAAUAAAUAAAAUUUUAAAUGUUUAUUGUUUUGUAUAUUUUUGUUGCAAUAGUGUAAUAAAUAAGUCUACAACAUU